AUGUCUAACUCAUCAAAACGAUCAAUCCUCAUCACUGGGUGUUCCCAGGGCGGCGCCGGCAAUGCAUUGGCUUUAGAGUUUGCAGCCAAAGGCUUCCGUGUCUUCGCCACCGCGCGUUCACUCAAGUCACUUGGUAACUUGACUGAGAAGGGCAUUGAGACCCUCACUCUCGAUGUGACCAAGCCUGAAAGCAUCGCCAAUCUGAAGACUGAGAUAGUGACUCGCACGGGAGGUUCUCUGGACAUUCUUUUCAACAACGCCGGUGCCUUGUACGAAGCGCCUGCCGUAGAGGCCGAUGCUGCCCGCGUUCGUAGCCUGUUCGACACGAAUGUAUUUGGACUUAUGGAAAUGGUCACGGCCUUCACGCCCCUUCUUCUCGCCUCUGUUUCUCAAAAUUACGCGCCAACCAUCAUCAAUGUUGCCUCAGUUCUCGCGCGCCUCCCGAGUCCCUUCUCCUCCGCUUACAAUGCGACCAAGGCGGCAGUUGUAGCCUACUCUGAUACCCUUCGACUUGAAGUGCUACCACUAGGCCUUAAGGUCGUUACGCUUCACAUGGGAGAAGUAUCUACCCCCCUGAUGGCGACGGACAACAUCAAUUUUGGAGCUGAAAGCAUCUACCGUGACGCGGAGGAAGGUGUCAAGCAAAGAACAACCACUCAUUUAGACAAGACAAUGCCGCCACAAGAAUUCGCUCGUCAGGUGGUCGGCGAAAUUAUCACUGGAAAACAGUCUUUUCUUUGGAAGGGUACCAACGCAUUUCUGGUAUGGCUGCUGAAUGCUUUAGGACCUAGGACUGUUUUUGACAGUACCUUGAUCAAAGCAGCUGGAUUAGACAAUAAGAAGACUCGGGCGAGUAUAUACAAGCGAGGCCAGGAGGUAGCCAAGAAAACAACCUAA
Molecule: messenger RNA, 897 nt
Organism: Fusarium sp. VM40
Lineage: Eukaryota; Fungi; Ascomycota; Sordariomycetes; Hypocreales; Nectriaceae
Source: the annotation of a GenBank genome assembly